Molecule: messenger RNA, 3184 nt
Organism: Populus nigra (black poplar)
Lineage: Eukaryota; Viridiplantae; Streptophyta; Magnoliopsida; Malpighiales; Salicaceae
Product: pentatricopeptide repeat-containing protein At5g65560
Exons: 1
Coding region: 150-2924 (924 amino acids)
Molecular function (GO): protein binding
Source: RefSeq, a predicted model, not a curated record
AAAAACCCAGUAGCCUCCUCUUCUCCACUCUCUAGACUGCAGCCGCUGCUGCAACACAAAAAAAAAAAAUGAAGAAGCACGCCAUUUUGCAGAAGCCUUUCACACAUCUCGAAAUGCACCACUAGAACCCUUGUUUGAAUGGAGGACUCAUGUCCAGCGUCAUGAGAAAAUCAUCGUCCAUUAUUCCAUCAUCAUCAUCAGGUGAGUCCUCAUCUCCAAUCUUUCACCUUCUCAAAAAACCCAUCUCUUCCUCUUCCUCUCCUUCUUCUUCAAUCGCUUCUCUUCCAGUAGAACCUGAACCACCUGAUGAUCUCUCCUCGCAUCACCUUCUCUCCAUCCUCUCCCAUCCUAAAUGGCAAAAACACCCUUCUUUCCAGAAGCUAAUCCCAAAUCUGUCCCCUUCCCAUGUUUCCUCCCUCUUUAACAACCACCCUGAUCUCAACCCCAAUAUUGCCCUCCAAUUCUUCAACUCCUUACCCCUUAUAAAACCCGGCUUUAAACACACUGUCAAAUCCCAUUCUUUUCUUUUAAAAAUUUUGAUUCCCAAUAAUUUAUUUGGUGUUGGUGAGAAAAUCCGCAUUUCCAUGAUUAAAGCUUGCGUUUCUGUCGAUGAUAUUCGUUUUCUGUUAGAUUUUUUGAGGCAAAUGAAUAGAGAUGACAACGAUAAUAAGUUUAAGUUGAGUGUCAGAAGCUAUAAUGAGUUGUUAAUGAUGUUGGCGAGGUUUUUGAUGAUUGAUGAAAUGAAAAGGGUUUAUACUGAAAUGUUGAAUGAUAUGAUCUUGCCCAAUAUUUAUACAUUGAAUACGAUGGUUAAUGCGUAUUCCAAGAUGGGUAAUAUAGUAGAGGCUAAUUUGUAUGUGAGUAAGAUUUUCCAGGCGGGUCUGAGCCCAGAUAGUUUUACUUACACUUCGUUGAUACUGGGGUAUUGUAGGAAUAAUGAUGUAAACAGUGCAUAUAAGGUUUUUAAUAUGAUGCCCAAUAAGGGCUGCCGAAGAAAUGAGGUUUCAUAUACCACUAUUAUUCAUGGCCUUUGCGAGGCUGGAAGGAUUGAUGAGGGUAUUAGUUUGUUUAAGAAGAUGAGGGAGGAUGAUUGCUAUCCCACUGUACGUACGUAUACAGUGAUUAUUCAUGCAUUAUUUGGAAAUGACAGGAAUUUGGAAGGGAUGGAUUUGUUUAAUGAAAUGAGGGAGAGAAGUUGUGAGCCUAAUGUUCAUACUUAUACUGUGAUGGUGGAUGCUAUGUGUAAAGAAAGAAAGCUUGAUGAGAGCAGAAGAAUGCUAAAUGAGAUGAUGGAGAAAGGGUUGGUUCCUAGUGUGGUUACCUACAAUGCAUUGAUUAGAGGGUACUGCGAGGAGGGGAGGAUAGAGGCUGCACUGGAAAUCUUGGGUUUGAUGGAAUCAAAUAAUUGUAGGCCAAAUGAACGUACAUACAAUGAGCUGAUAUGUGGGUUUAGUAAAAGGAAACAUGUCCACAAGGCAAUGACGUUACUCAGUAAGAUGCUUGAGAGCAAGCUAACACCGAGCCUGGUUACAUAUAAUUCAUUAAUUCAUGUGCAGUGUAAAGCAGGUCAUUUUGAUAGUGCUUAUAAAUUGCUAGAUUUGUUAAAGGAAAACGGUUUGGUUCCUGACCAGUGGACUUAUAGUGUUUUUAUAGACACCCUUUGUAAAUCAAAAAGGAUGGAAGAAGCUUGUGAUUUAUUCAAUUCACUCAAGGAGAAAGGCAUAAAGGCAAAUGAGGUCAUGUACACUGCAUUGAUUGAUGGACAUUGCAAAGCUGGGAAAAUAGAUGAAGCCAUUUCUUUGCUAGAGAGAAUGCGCAGUGAGGACUGCUUGCCAAACUCAUCCACCUAUAAUUCCCUGAUAUACGGGGUUUGCAAAGAGGGGAAAGUCCAAGAAGGACUGUCAAUGGUUGAAAAUAUGUCAAAGAUGGGAGUGAAACCCACAGUUGCUACUUAUACCAUUCUGAUCGAAGAAAUGUUGAAAGAAGGUGAUUUUGAUCAUGCUAAUAGGGUUUUCAACCAAAUGGUUUCCUUUGGACAUAAGCCUGAUGUAUAUACUUACACUGCAUUUAUUCAUACAUACUGUACCUCAGGGAACUUAAAAGAGGCAGAGGGCAUGAUGGCCAGGAUGAUUGAAGCAGGAGUUAUGCCUGACUCAUUGACUUAUACAUUGUUAAUCAGCGCAUAUGAACGUUUGGGAUUGACAUAUGAUGCAUUCAAUGUUCUCAAGCGCAUGUUGGAUGCUGGUUGCGAUCCUUCCCACCGUACGUAUUCUUUUUUAAUCAGGCAUCUGUCGAAGAUAAAACUGAUAAAUGAAAACAGCCAUUUGGAACAACUUGAUCUGGUCCAAAGUGUCACCUUUUUUAAUGCUGCUGAUGUGUGGAAGAUAAUGCAAUUUGAAACGGCUCUAGAGCUUUUUGAGAAAAUGAUGGAGCAUGGUUGCACUCCUGGUGUCAAUACUUAUGCCAAGCUCAUCAUAGGAGUUUGCAAAGUGGGGCGCUGGGGAGUGGCCAACAGUUUAUUCAACCAUAUGAUUGAAAGAGGAUUGGUUCCUAAUGAAGAUAUUUAUAAUGCUCUUCUCAGUUGUUGUUGUGAACUGAGAAUGCUUUCAUCUGCUGCGAGACUAGUGGAGGCCAUGGUGGAACAUGGUCAUUUACCACUUUUAGAGUCUUGCAAGCUGCUUCUAUGUGGCCUUUAUGAUGAAGGGGAAAAUGAGAAGGCGAAAGCAGUUUUUGUUAAUUUGCUUCUCUGUGGGUAUAAUUAUGACGAAGUAGCUUGGAAGAUUCUCAUUGAUGGCCUGCUCAAGAGUGGUAUUGCUGAUAGAUGUUCUGAACUACUGUCUGUCAUGGAAAAAAGGGGUUGCCAAAUUGAUCCCCUAACAUAUACGAAGCUAAUUGAGGGACUUGAUGGGAGUCAUGGGACAUAAAUUUCUGAAAUUGCUUCUUGUCUAAUAGGUCUUCUCUGGGAAGAAGUCCUUUUCCAUUGUGAACAUAGAGAAUAAUGCAAAUAGAUGCACACCAGAUUCGUUUGCCAUGCAAUCUCCAAAUAGUGGACUGUGAGUUUAAGGCUUGAAUCGACGAAUCUGCAGCAGCCUGUCAAUAAAGGAAAUGUUGUUUCAUGAGAAACACUAACUAUUAGAUGCAGCAGCUGCACCAUGUAAAGAGAGCAAAUCUUAGUGACAAUAAC